Molecule: messenger RNA, 780 nt
Organism: Micropterus salmoides (largemouth bass)
Lineage: Eukaryota; Metazoa; Chordata; Actinopteri; Centrarchiformes; Centrarchidae
Gene: snu13b
Product: SNU13 homolog, small nuclear ribonucleoprotein b (U4/U6.U5)
Exons: 3
Coding region: 190-576 (128 amino acids)
Biological process (GO): maturation of SSU-rRNA; mRNA splicing, via spliceosome; ribosome biogenesis
Cellular component (GO): nucleolus; box C/D methylation guide snoRNP complex; U4/U6 x U5 tri-snRNP complex
Molecular function (GO): RNA binding
Source: RefSeq, a predicted model, not a curated record
CUUCACACGUGCGGUAAACGUUAGGACUUGGUGCUUGUAACAGAGCUUAGAGAGUUCGUAGAGCCACAAAACUACUUAAAUAAAAUACGCAUUGCGUCUUGUUGCUCUUUCCAAACUUAGGUGAAAGAAAAUAGUCCUCCGUGAAGCAUUUCGCCGAGAGGGCCGGAAUACCAGAAAAAACUGUUCACGAUGACUGAAGCUCAAGUGAACCCAAAGGCCUACCCCCUUGCCGACGCCACGCUGACCAAAACCAUCCUGGACCUGGUGCAGCAAGCCUCAAACUACAAACAGCUGAGGAAGGGGGCUAACGAAGCCACUAAAACCCUGAACAGAGGCAUCGCUGAGUUUAUUGUGAUGGCUGCUGAUGCUGAACCACUGGAGAUCAUUCUCCACCUGCCACUGCUCUGUGAGGACAAGAACGUCCCGUACGUGUUUGUCCGGUCCAAGCAGGCCCUGGGCCGGGCCUGUGGGGUGUCGCGCCCUGUCAUUGCUACCUCAGUCACCAUAAAGGAGGGGUCUCAGCUCAAACCGCAGAUUCAGUCUGUUCAACUGGCUAUUGAGAGACUUCUUGUGUGAAUUUUUUGUUUGUUUUUUUCUGUUGUGACAAAGUCUCCUUGAAGAAGGAGACAUAUUCCAGAUUGAAAAUAAUCUUGUCUCCUGUUUGAUUAAAAAGAAAUGGUUGUUAUGCAUGACAAGAAUUUUUUUCUUACUUUUUAGGACAGUGCGUCCAUUUCAGUUUGCCAAAGCAUUGUCUGAUUCAUAAUAAAAUUUUUAUUUAAA